Drosophila serrata is the source of this 4253-nucleotide messenger RNA. RefSeq names its product Supervillin (gene Svil). Gene Ontology annotation, cellular component: actin cytoskeleton; cytoplasm. NCBI's taxonomy places the organism in Eukaryota, Metazoa, Arthropoda, Insecta, Diptera, Drosophilidae. Gene Ontology annotation, molecular function: actin filament binding; phosphatidylinositol-4,5-bisphosphate binding. The record is from RefSeq and is a predicted model, not a curated record. Gene Ontology annotation, biological process: actin polymerization or depolymerization; actin filament severing; cytoskeleton organization.
AAAUCUUGUUGCGAAAAGCAAAAGUCACUCGGCCAUCUCGGCCCCCCUCGGUCUUGGCCCCCAGCUACCACCCCUUCCCCUCGGCGGCGGCUUUGUCAAAUUGCGUCAUGUAGCCAAGGAGGAGGAGGAGACACCCACAACUAGUAGCACAUCAGCAAAGGAAUCACCAAAGAAGCAACUAUAUCAGGAGCAGGACGAAGCUUCGGGAGGAGACUCAACGCAUCCAACGGCUUUGCCUGAGUUCCUCAAAGGUGUGCAAAGAUCAUCAACUGAGGUCAUGGGCCCCGAUCAGCGCUCACUCUCGAUCGCCAAGACCGGCUCCAUUGCGGAGCGUUUGGCGGCGCUGCAGAAGAGCGGCGAGGACGAUUGGAGGAAGCGCAUCUCCAAGCGCGAUGAAGUCGACGAUGUGCGACGUGAAAACUUCGUGAACGAAUCGCUAUCUUUGGCCCACUCGCUGUCGGACAAGCCGCUGCCACCGUCGCCCCUGAUCCCCACCAGCCUUGAGGGCGGCAAGGUCUCCGAUCGCUUGAGCAAGCUCAAGUGCAACUCGGAGAACUGGAAGCAGCGGAUAGAGCAAACCGAUGCCAAGAAGUUCACAGUCGCUGGCCGACUGCAAAAGAAGGCCCAAUCCCCUGUGGAGCUACAAUUCGAGCGUUCGCCUAAUGAUGCAGCCAAAAAGUGUCCCAUGCUGGAGGUGCGCAGCGCCAAUCAGCCACAGUUGGGCUUGGCCAAGAGCCCCUCCAUGAUGGUGACCACUAGCACUGCUAAUACCAAUAACAAGGCAGCUCUCCGUAGCUUGAGCGUUAAUCCCGAGGAGGAGGUGCCCAGUCUGAGUCGCUCCAACAGCAGCAGUAGCAGCUCGGAUUCAGAUGUGGAACGCACCUCACCGCAGAAUGCCAAACAGAACAAGGAGCUGGCCAACACCAAGAGUGCGGCUGCACCCACAAAUGUGGGAGCCAGGAUUCAGGUGCCACGUCUCGACGACAAGGAGACCUUCGAGAACUUCUUUGCCACGAAGCCUAAGCUGGAGGAGAGCGUGGAGCUGGAGAUUAGCGCCUUUGAUGUCAUCAAACCCACAGAGCGCUUGGUAAGCAAACGCCAUGUUCAGGGACCCAAGGGACGCCGGGCAGCCCGCAAUCCUCUCAAGAGUCUGGCUGCACGUGAGGACAUUACCUCGGAGUACACAGAAAUGAAGACGGGCGUGGCCGAACGUGAGCUCAGGCGCCUCAAGAUGGAGUCAUAUGGCCAGAAUACCAACCUGGCUGCCGAGGCAAUUGCCGGCCUGGCCUCCAUAGAGGACUUCAAGUCGGUGGCUUUACGCUCCUCGUCGAUUCCCCUGCAGCAGAUGUGGCUGCCCCACAAGCCGGUGAUGCUACUUCACGUAAAGGGACGCACUCACGUCCAAACUCGACUGGUGGAGCCUACGCACACCUCACUAAAUCGCGGGGAUUGCUUCAUUUUGGUUGCCGGAUCUCAGCUGUUCCGCUAUGUCGGCUCCUUUGCCAAUGUCAUUGAGAUCUCGCGCAGCAAGAAGAUCUGCGCUGCCAUUCUGGAGAACAAGGAUCUUGGGUGCACCGCCAGCCAGGAGGUGAUACUCACCGAUGGCAAGUACUUGAACGAGCGGCAGUGGCGUCAGUUCUGGAAGUUGCUGGGAAAGAAGGAGGAUGAUACCUCGGAGAUUUCAGACAGCGGUCAUGCCGACGAGGACGAUGUGUUCGAGAGCAGUCUGAUUGAGACGAACAAGAUCUACGAGUUCAAGGAUGAGGCUCUCGUUCCCCUGGACAAGUACUGGGGCUGUAUACCCAAGGUGGACAUGCUGGACACGCGCAAGGUGCUAAUCUUUGACUUUGGCAGUGAGCUGUACGUGUGGAACGGCAAGAACGCCUCCUCGGACGCCAAGCGAGCGGCCAUGAGACUGGCGCAGGAACACUUUGGUGCCGAGAAUGGAGCAGACUAUGCCGAGUGCUACUUGAACCCGCUGAACUAUGUCUCAAUUGUGGGUCGUCGUGAAAAUACCAAAUACGCCAAGCGCACCGCUCAGCGCCCGGAGUGGUGUGUCCUCGGGAAGAUCACCCAGAACAUGGAGACGGUGCUGUUUAAGGAAAAGUUCAGCGACUGGCCGGAGCUGGAGCGCGAGGACUUGGAGAAGGAUUACCUUACCAACGGCGUCCAUGUGGUGCGAGCUUUGAAUGGAAUUGCUCUGCACAAGGGUGAACCCUACGAGGAACCGAAUCUGGUGCUGGAGCAGUCAAAUCUGGGACGUGGAAACUUCUACUACGACACCGAUACGAUGCGCCACUUCGAUGUGAUCACCAAGUCCACGGACAAAUGGCAGAUCCACGAAUUCAACUUUGAUGCGGCCCCUGCACGCGAGGACUACGGUCACUUUUACUCCUCGGAAAGCUACAUAGUUCGCUGGAUCUACCAGAUUUCCGUCACAGUACGCGAGCUGAGCGGCAAGGUCUCGAAUAGGAGCACCGUUGGACGGGAUAGGUGCGUGUAUUUCACCUGGCAGGGUCAGGACUCGAGUGCCAAUGAGAAGGGUGCAGCGGCACUGCUAACCGUUGAGCUGGAUAAGGAGAAGGGCGCCCAGUUGAGGGUGUCGCAAGGCGAUGAAUGCACAGCCUUUGUUCGCUUAUUCCGCCAGCUGUGGCAGCACCGUGGACGCAAGGAGCAGUGCCUGGAGAGGCGCAGUCAGUGGCGGCUCUACCAAAUUCAGGGAAACGUCACCGAGGAAACACUUAUCAAGGAAGUGGACUGCCACUCCCGUCAACUGCGCUCUCGCAGCUCAAUGCUCCUGAUCCAUGGCAGCCAAGGAAGCGUAAUUGUCUGGCAUGGAUCCAAGAGUGCUCCUCACACACGAUCUGUGGCCCUGAAAGCUGCCCAAGAUAUUGUCGAGCAGCUGCCAAAGGAUCUCUUUAGCAGCGAGAAAGCCAACCUCACAGAGCAGGACGAGGGUUCUGAGAACGAGGACUGCAAAAAGGCACUGGGAUUAACAGCUGAAGCUGUUGAUUAUGACAGCCAGCUGAAGUCCACAAAAUCGUUCGAUUACCAAAUAAGGAUCUUUAAUUUCUCCAGCACCCAGGGCGUGUUUAAAGCAAUCGAACUGAGCGAUCCCCUGCGCUGCCAGGAUCUGCACAGUCCAUAUCCCUUCAGCCAGAAUCAGCUCUAUAAUGCUCGUCAGCCCACGAUCUUUUUGUUGGACAAUGGCGACGAGCUGUGGCUCUGGAUGGGCUGGUGGCCCCUAGAGGAUGUAAAGAUAAACACCGAUGAGCGAAGCAGUCCCACCAACGACAAUCGGGCUGGAGUUAAUCGAUGGAUCUCAGAGAGACGUGCUGCCCUCGAGACAGCCGUCGGCUAUUGGCGUGCCAAGCACGGUGAGAACGAGAAGGAGGCCUUCCACGGCGUCAAGGGUCAGGUGGUGUGGGCAGGCCUGGAGCCACUGGCCUUCAAGGCGCUGUUUCCCGACUGGACGGAGCGGUCCGAUGUGCGGGAGAUCAACGAAGAGGAUGGCCGCACCGUUGCUCCGAUAACCAUAGCAGAAAUGCUGGCACAAAUGACACAGACCGAAUACCCGCUGGAGGUGCUCAAGGCACGACCCCUGCCCGAGGGAGUGGAGCCCACUCGAUUGGAGGUCUACCUAAACGCCGAGGACUUCCAGGUGGCGCUGGGCUGCAGCCGGGCGGAGUUUGAGCAACUGCCCAUAUGGAAGCAGACCAAACUCAAGAAGGAGCGCGGGCUGUUCUAGGAGAGAGGCACAAUGCAACCGAAUAGACUUGAACACAAUCACAAAACAAUACAAUUUUCUAAGCACUUUUUUGUAGGCGGCGAUGCUUUUGCAACGGGCACAGACAGAUCGUAUAUCUAUAUCGUAUUCUACAUGCUAGGCCUAUAUAGUAUAGCAUAUACACACACACGUGCGCAUAUCCCCAUGUACUCUCUCUAUUUUACGCAUAAUACAUAACACAUACAUAUGUAUGCCUUUGCAAUAAAUUUCAAACUCGCUUCAUUCGACAAACGGUCCGAGUCCUUCGAUUUUACCUGUAUAUAAUUUUAAGUUGAAUUGUUUUACCAUUUACCAUUAUUUAACUUCAUACUUUUAAUGUUUUAACAAAAUUGCAUUUGUUUAAUCUCUGCAAACACCAAAAAAAAAUAAGGAAAAGCGCAACGAGUUCUCGUUAUUUCAUUGUUUUCAGUUCGAUAUCAUUUUAAUGCUAGUUUAAUUUCCCUAAUUUAAUAUCGAUGCCUAUGUA